UACCUUUGUACCUCACAGCAGGUCAGGGUUAUUGGUGACUUGCUGUGUGGGUCUGGAACUGGCUGCCAUCCUGACACGUCUCAGAGCUGCAAGCAGGUUUGAAUCCAGGAUCCUUGUGGCCCUGCUCCCUGAUUCCUACCCCGCUCCUCUGAUUCUUCAUUCUGUUCCCUUGGGGACCUUCCCACAGAUUACCAUGUCUCAUAGAAUUCUUGCUGCCCCUGAGGACCCCUGUGUUAGUCAAAGGAUUUUUACUAUCUGACUACAGGGUAAUAGUCCACUUUUGAUAGUCCCUUACGUGGAGACUCAACUCUCCACUGUUUUCCUGGCAGGCAAGAAAUACUGGGAAGGAUGGACCCCGGGGCAUUAUCACUUGAGGGUACAGGUUAGGGAUCAGGGCUGAGGUGGGCAGAUGGUGUCAGUCACCAAAUACGAGGCCUUGAUGUCUGCCCUGCCUUCUGUAGGUCCUGCUAGACAGCCACCAUGGCCUCUCAGGUUCUCGGGCUGGAAGAAGAGUCUGGCCCAAACCCUGGGGAUUCUGAACUGGCUGUGAACCCCUUUGACGGGCUCCCCUUCUCUUCCCGCUACUACGAGCUGCUUGAGCAGCGCCGAUCCUUGCCUAUCUGGGCUGCUCGCUUUAUCUUCUUGGAGCAGUUGGAGAGUAGCCCCAGUGGAGUGGUGCUGGUGUCUGGAGAGCCUGGCUCUGGCAAGAGCACCCAGAUCCCACAGUGGUGUGCAGAGUUUGUGCUGGCCAGGGGUUUCCAGAAGGGCCGGGUAACUGUGACUCAGCCCUACCCUCUGGCAGCCCUGAGCUUGGCCCUGCAAGUUGCUGAUGAAAUGGACCUGACCCUGGGUCAUGAGGUUGGAUACAGCAUCCCCCAAGAGGACUGCACUGGGCCUGACACCCUGCUCAGGUUCUGCUGGGACAGGCUGCUUCUGCAGGAGGUGGCCUCGACCCGGGGCACUGGAGCGUGGGGUGUGCUGGUGCUGGAUGAGGCUCAGGAGCGGUCAGUGGCCUCAGAUUUGCUCCAGGGGCUCCUGCGAGAUGCCAGGCUGGGAAACCUUCCAGGUGACCCCAGAGUGGUUGUAGUUACUGAUCCAGCCCUCGAACCUAAGCUCCAGGCCUUCUGGGGCAAUCCUCCUGUUGUACAUGUACUUGGAGAGACUGGCAGGUGUUCCACUCCCGUCUACAGGGACACUGUCCCUACUGAUAGAGUGGAAGCUGCCUGCCAAGCUGUGCUUGAAUUGUGUCGGAAGGAGGCUCCAGGAGAUGUGCUAGUGUACCUGCCCAGUGAGGAGGAAAUUUCCCUGUGCUGUGAGUCCUUGUCCAGGGAUGGGGGGUCCUUGGAGAACCAAGGGCCUCCACCACGGGUGCUGCCCCUUCACCCAGGCUGCGGACAAGCUGUUCAGGCUGUGUAUGAGGACAUAGAAUCGGGUGCCCGAAAGGUUGUGGUCACUCACUGGCUGGCCGACUUCUCCUUCUCCCUCCCUUCCAUCCGACAUGUCAUUGACUCAGGACUGGAGCUUCGAAGUGUUUACAGUCCUCAGAUCCGAGCAGAAUCCCAAGUGUUGAGACCAAUCAGCAAGUGUCAGGCAGAGGCAAGACGACUGCGGGCAACAGGGAUCCUACCAGGAUCCUGCCUCUGCCUGUAUCCUAAGUCCUUCCUAGAACUAGAGGCUCCCCCGCUGCCCCAACCCAGGGUGUGUGAGGAGAAUCUGAGCCCCCUGAUAUUACUACUAAAGAGGAGACAAAUUGCAGAGCCAGGGGAGUGUCACUACCUGGACCGGCCUGCUCCAGAAGCACUGAUGCAGGCCCUGGAAGAUUUAGACUAUCUGGCAGCCCUGGAUGAUAAUGGGGACCUAUCAGACCUGGGAGUCAUCCUAUCAGAAUUUCCCCUGGCCCCUGAUCUGGCCAAAGCCCUGCUGGCCUCGUGCGAGUUUGACUGUGUGGAUGAGAUGCUCACCCUGGCCGCCAUGCUCACUGCUGCCCCUGGGUUUACUCGUCCUCCACUCUGUGCAGAAGAAGCUGCCCUGCGUCGGGCACUAGAACACGUGGAUGGUGAUCACAGCUCUCUGAUCCAGGUGUAUGAAGCCUUUAUACAGAGUGGAGCAGACAAGGGUUGGUGCCAGGCUCGGGGUCUAAACUGGGCAGCAUUGUGCCAAGCCCAUAAACUUCGGGGAGAACUCCUAGAACUCAUGCAACGGAUUGAACUUCCCCUGUCUCAACCAGCCUUUGGCUCUGAGCAGAAUCGCAGAGCCCUUCAGAAAGCACUGGUGUCAGGAUACUUCCUUAAGGUGGCCCGAGACACAGAUGGAACUGGAAAUUACCUGCUCCUAACCCAUAAGCAUGUGGCCCAGCUCUCCCCAUACUGCUGCUACAGAAGCCGCAGGGCUCCUGCCAGACCCCCGCCCUGGGUGCUUUACCACAAUUUCUCCAUUUCCAAAGACAACUGCCUUUCCAUUGUUUCUGAGAUUCAACCACAGAUGCUGGUGGAAUUGGCCCCUCCAUACUUCCUGAGUAACUUGCCCCCUAGUGAGAGCAAAGACUUCCUGAACCAGCUGAGGGAAGAAAUGGCAGAUUCUUCAACAGGGAGUGAAUCCUCCUCCACCCAAGAGCUUGGAGAUGCCUGUGUCCUGCAGUGACCUGCCUGCGGAGUGAAGCUGAGCUCAUCUCAUUACAUUAGAUCUUCCUUCAGGCUAGCACCUAGGCAGCCAGCCAGAUUUAGAAGCCCAAAGUUAAGGAUCAAAUACUGGAACCUGAGUUCCAAGAAAUGGUGGGCUGGGAGUGGAGCGAAUCAGUCUAAACAGAG
Molecule: messenger RNA, 2807 nt
Organism: Globicephala melas (long-finned pilot whale)
Lineage: Eukaryota; Metazoa; Chordata; Mammalia; Artiodactyla; Delphinidae
Gene: DQX1
Product: DEAQ-box RNA dependent ATPase 1
Cellular component (GO): intracellular anatomical structure; spliceosomal complex
Molecular function (GO): RNA binding; helicase activity
Source: RefSeq, a predicted model, not a curated record